Messenger RNA from Cucurbita maxima (winter squash), 2732 nucleotides. Its product is annotated as F-box/LRR-repeat protein 3-like. The transcript has 8 exons. Gene Ontology annotation, molecular function: protein binding. The record is from RefSeq and is a predicted model, not a curated record. The coding region runs from base 140 to 2197 and encodes 685 amino acids. Gene Ontology annotation, cellular component: SCF ubiquitin ligase complex. NCBI's taxonomy places the organism in Eukaryota, Viridiplantae, Streptophyta, Magnoliopsida, Cucurbitales, Cucurbitaceae. Gene Ontology annotation, biological process: SCF-dependent proteasomal ubiquitin-dependent protein catabolic process.
UUCAAGCGGAUGACUUCUCGGCAAGAAUCUUGGUGGAGUCUCUGAACCAACCAACCCUGUUUUACAGCUUCUACUUCCUUUUUCCACCCAUAGAUUCCUCGUUUUCUCCUCCUCUGUUCUUUGAUCUAGCCAUUUCACCAUGUUCUCCAAAUUCGAUUCUGGUCCAUCUCCAUUGAAGAAGAAGCUCAAGACCAUUGACAUGGACGACGCAUUCUCCAGACCCUUUGAUCAUCUCACAGAGGAGAUCAUCUUCGUGAUUCUCGACCAUCUUCACGACGAUCCUUUUUCUCGUAAAUCCUUCUCUCUCGUCUGCAAAUCCUUCUACUCCACCGAAUCACAACACCGGAAAUCUCUAAGACCACUGCGCUCCGACCUGAUUCGAAGUAUCGCUCGUCGAUACCCAUCCAUUUCGAAACUUGACCUAUCCCUUUGCCUUCAUGUCGAGGAUUCGUUUUUGAAUGCGAUAUCGUGUGCUUGGAAAAUGACGUUGUUUUCCAUCGAUCUGUCCCGGUCUAGGUCGUUUUCGAAUGCGGGAUUGUCGAAUUUGGUUACGAAUUGUGCUGGAUUGGUUGAGAUUAACUUGUCGAAUGGGGUUGCACUGACGGAUUCGGCGUUGAAGGUCAUAGCGGAGGCCAAAAACUUGGAGAAAUUGUGGUUGGCGAGGUGUAGGUCGAUUACGGAUAUGGGGAUUGGUUGUGUUGCUGUUGGAUGUAGAAAGCUGAAAGUCUUGUGUCUGAAAUGGUGCGUGCAUAUUACUGAUAUGGGUGUUGGUUUGAUUGCAACGAAGUGCAAGGAGCUAAGGAGUUUAGACCUAUCUUUCUUGCCGAUUACUGAGAAAUGUCUUCAGCCAAUUCUUCAACUGCAACAUCUUGAAGAGCUAGUUCUUGAGGAAUGCCAUGGAAUUGAUGAUGAAGGCCUUGCAGCCUUAGAGCGUUACUGCAAGAGAAACUCAUUGAAGUUGCUUAAUCUGACUCGCUGUCAAAGUAUCGGUCAUUCUGGUUUGUCUUCUUUGAUUAAUGGUUCUGAAGAUCUUCAACAGCUCAUCUUAUCAUAUGGCUCUUCAAUCACAACGGAUAUGGCAAAAUGUCUGCAUAAUUUUUCUGGUUUGCAAUCAUUAAAAUUGGAUUGUUGUUCACUUACGACUUCUGGGUUAAGAGCCAUUGCUAAUUGGCGUGCAUCACUUAAGGAGCUUAGCUUAAGCAAGUGUGCAGGGGUGACUGAUGAGUGUGUCUCCACCCUUGUGCAAAAACACGAUCAGUUGAGGAAAUUAGACAUCACUUGCUGCCGCAAGAUAACUUAUGCAUCCAUUAACAGCAUUACAAGUUCAUGUUCUUCCCUCGUUUCGCUUAAGAUGGAAUCUUGUAGCCUAGUUCCUAGAGAGGCUUAUGUAUUGAUAGGAAAACACUGUCCAUACUUGGAGGAACUUGACGUUACUGACAACGAGAUCGACAAUGAAGGCUUGAAGUCUGUCUCCAAAUGUUCAAGGCUUAGUGUUCUGAAGCUGGGAAUUUGCUUGAAUAUAAACGAUGAUGGUCUAUCCCACAUUGCAAAUGGCUGUCCAAAAAUCAAAGAGCUUGAUUUAUACAGGUCGACUGGAAUAACUGACAGAGGCAUUGCAGCAACCGCUGGGGGCUGUCCUGCUCUUGAGAUGAUUAACAUUGCUUAUAACAAUAAAAUUACAGAUUCUUCGUUAAUAUCCUUGUCAAAAUGUUUGAGGUUAAAAGCACUUGAAAUUCGAGGGUGUUGUCGCAUUUCACCCAUCGGCCUCGCAGCCAUAGCAAUGGGAUGUAAGCAGCUUACUGUGCUAGAUAUAAAGAAAUGUGUCAAUGUAAAUGAUGAUGGGAUGCUUCCACUUGCCCAAUUCUCUCACAAUCUGAAGCAGAUAAACUUAUCAUACUGUUCGGUUACAGAUGUUGGGCUAUUGUCUCUAGCUAGCAUUAAUUGCCUGAGAAACAUGACCAUCUUGCAUUUGGCUGGCUUGACUCCAGAUGGUCUCACUGCCGCCCUGCUGGUAUGUGGGGGUCUAAGAAAGGUGAAGCUGCACUUGUCAUUCAAAUCCUUGCUUCCCCCGUCUUUUCGUAAGUACCUGGAAACCCGUGGAUGCGUAUUGUACUGGAGGGACAAAGCAUUCCAGGUUGACCAAGACGAUAAAGAUUGGAACUUGCACAGUGGGAAAAGCUUAGGAUACUCAACAUAAUCCAUGGCAAUGAUUUCAAAACUUACACACUCUAGACAGGUAGCUUGGCAUUAAGCAGCCAUGAUCCAAAAAAUAGCUUGCUUGAUAUUUAGCAUAGCCAAUGACUAAAGAUAUCACAGCUUGAUCUACUCAUCACAGGGCUGCUGCUGGUUCUCCUGCUACCCAUUUCUCGCUUACAGCACGCACCCCCGAAUGCCAAGGCAGGCCUUCUCCCAGGGCAAGAUGCGAGAGAUUCGACUCAACACGGGUCCGCAACAGAGGGCGACCUGUGUAUUGAUGCAGAUGACCAUAUGUUUGAAAAUAUGAACUUGAUAAAGCUGUAAAUAUGUUGCUUUGGAAACUGUGAGAAAGAAGGCGUUGGUUGAAUUAGUGUUGAAAUUGUAGAGAGUAAAAAAAGGGAAGGCGUAGGCCAUGUCUUGAGGAGUAUGGGGAAGACUCUCCCAAAUUCUCCGGGAAUUGAAGCCUGAAUCUGUAAACCCAGAUCCUCUUUCUUCUCAGCAAUGCCUCAACAUUACAUGUGCUCUCUUUUCAAUCA